GGCAGCGGAACUGAAUGAAAACAUGACGGAUUUACUCAACAGAAUAUCUAACACGGAUUGUACUAAAUUGUGUCACAGGGUGGUGGAUGGACUUUGUGGCAGGGAGCCUCCUUGCAGGGCAGAUUACAGCGCCACCUGGAGCCUGCAGGAGUGGCUGCAGCUGCAAGAUUUCCUGACAGCUCUGUUCCGUAUCGCCGUUGGCAGCAACGUUUCAGACGAGGAGGUUCUGACCAAGCUGUCAGAUGUGAACAGCAGCCAUACAGAGGCCGUGCUGAGCGUCCUGAGAGCUCGGCAGGAGGAGAUCCGCCGCGCUCUGCUGAACAGAACCAACAACAUCUCCUCUGCUACCCUGCAGGACUUUGACUGGCAGCUGAAGUUAGCUCUGUCCAGCGAUAAGAUCUCGUCUCUCAACACACCUCUGCUCAGCCUCAGUCUGGAUGUGAGGGAGAAUGGAGCGCUUCGAACGGUCGCCGUGGAGAUGAGCAGGGAGGAACUGAGCACGCUCAUCAGUUCACUCGAGGCUGCUAAUAAGGUGGUGCUGCAGUUGAAAUGAUGGACCAAUAAAACACUGCUGUUGUUUAUGACGUAAUAAUGAUUUAACGCAAGGUGUUCGUUUUG
Molecule: messenger RNA, 618 nt
Organism: Nematolebias whitei (Rio pearlfish)
Lineage: Eukaryota; Metazoa; Chordata; Actinopteri; Cyprinodontiformes; Rivulidae
Gene: commd8
Product: COMM domain containing 8
Exons: 5
Coding region: 23-553 (176 amino acids)
Source: RefSeq, a predicted model, not a curated record